UGCCGCUGCCGCUACUCCCGCCACUGCCGCCGCCGCCGCUGCUGCUGCUGGAGACUGCCCUACAGAGCCCCGAACACCAGGCUGGGGGGAGCGCCCCCGGGACCCCUACACAGGAGUCCACCCACCCUGAAGCGCCCCUGCCGAGAAGCAAGGCAGCACUGUGAGCAGCAAGCGAAGGAGGAGAGGGAAAAGCCACGCCACCUCUACCGACCGAGACAGGCGAGUCCCCGCGCCCCGCGCCUCCUCCAGUCCGGAGAAAGGAGAGACGAGCCAGGGAUACCCCAGCCACGACCGCUGUCCUUGGAGUCACUUUGGAUGCGCCCCUUCCCCAGCUAAAAAAAAGAGGACGAGUUAGAAGAAAGUUCACCCACCCUUAUCACCACCCUCGGUGGGAGAAAGGAGGGCGGAGAGACGAGGAUUUUCUCCCAUGCUGUCGGUCCUCCGCUCCCCUUGGUUUUGGUGAGCUGCUCCCCGAGACCGCCUGAGGGGGCUUGGCGUGAUUUUCGUUCGGGGGGUGGGGAGGGUGGGGCGGGGGACCCAGAGAGAUCGCUGCAGCCCCAGCCCCGCGCCGGAGGCAUGGAGCGGUGCCCCAGCCUGGGGGUCACCCUGUACGCCGUGGUGGUGGUACUGGGGCUCCGGGCGGGGCCGGCGGGCUGCCAACACUACCUCCACAUCCGCCCGGCCCCCAGCGACAACCUGCCCCUGGUGGACCUUAUCGAGCAUCCGGACCCUAUCUUUGACCCCAAGGAGAAGGAUCUAAACGAGACGCUGCUCCGUUCCCUGCUGGGGGGUCACUACGACCCGGGCUUCAUGGCCACCGCGCCUCCAGAGGACCGGCCAGGAGGGGGUGGGGGGGCCGCCGGGGGCGGCGAGGACCUGGCGGAGUUGGACCAGCUGCUGCGGCAGCGGCCGUCCGGGGCCAUGCCGAGCGAGAUCAAAGGGCUGGAGUUCUCUGAGGGCUUGCCCCCGGGCAAGAAACACCGGCUCAGCAAGAAGCUACGCAGGAAGCUGCAGAUGUGGCUCUGGUCGCAGACCUUCUGCCCAGUACUCUACGCGUGGAACGACCUGGGCAGCCGCUUCUGGCCCCGCUACGUGAAAGUGGGCAGCUGCUUCAGCAAGCGCUCUUGCUCCGUGCCGGAGGGCAUGGUCUGCAAGCCGGCCAAGUCGGUGCACCUCACUGUGCUGCGGUGGCGGUGCCAGAGGCGAGGGGGGCAGCGUUGCGGCUGGAUCCCCAUCCAGUACCCCAUCAUUUCGGAAUGCAAGUGCUCUUGCUAGAACUCGGGGUCCCUCAUGCCCAGACCCCAACUCUCAAUCCACCUCCUCGCCACCCACCCCACCCCCAUUCUUCCACCCUUCCAAAUCGGAUUCAAUGAACUUUUUUUUUUUUGGGCUACAGAGACAUAGCUUUCUGGUUCAUGUAAUGCACUGUUAACUGUGUAGGAAUGUAUGUGUGUGUAUAUACGGUCUCGGUUUUAAUUUACUUAUUAAAAGGUCAGUAUUAUACGUUCAAAGUUACCGGCUUCUACUGUAUUUUUAAAAAAAGACAAAAGGAAAAAAAAAAGCAGAGAGAGAGACUGUUAUUCUGGUUGUUGCUAAUGUUACCCUGCUAUUUAUAUCCAGAGCACUUCGCCUGGCGAAGCAGAAAAAGUUAUUUUUUUUAAGUACAAAGAUGAAAGGGGGAAAAAAACUUUUUUUUUUUUUGUGUAGAAGGACUUUUGAAAAGAAGAAGCUAUUUUCCAUUCUUCGGAAAGUGUUUUUGUUUGGUUUUGGUUUUGUUUUUGUUUUUGUUUUCCUUGGACCUCGCAGAAGCUAUAGAGUUCAAUGUUAUUUUACAGUUAUUGUAAAUAGAGAGAACAAAUGGAAUGACUAAUCAUUGUAAAUUAAGAGCACCUGCUAUUUAUUCUUUAUAAUAUCAUCCCGUGUAGUAAAAGAGAGAGAGAAGUGCAGAGCAGAAUUAAAGUCAACCAC
This is a messenger RNA of Phascolarctos cinereus (koala), 1968 nucleotides long. It is a transcript of the gene NOG, whose product is annotated as noggin. Gene Ontology annotation, biological process: negative regulation of cell differentiation; dorsal/ventral pattern formation; osteoblast differentiation. Lineage: Eukaryota; Metazoa; Chordata; Mammalia; Diprotodontia; Phascolarctidae. The record is from RefSeq and is a predicted model, not a curated record.